Messenger RNA from Apodemus sylvaticus (European woodmouse), 579 nucleotides. RefSeq names its product SEBOX homeobox (gene Sebox). The transcript is spliced from 3 exons. The record is from RefSeq and is a predicted model, not a curated record. Gene Ontology annotation, molecular function: DNA binding. NCBI's taxonomy places the organism in Eukaryota, Metazoa, Chordata, Mammalia, Rodentia, Muridae. The coding region runs from base 1 to 579 and encodes 192 amino acids.
AUGGCCAGUCCUGUGGAGGCAUCUUCAGGUGACCUGGUGGGGAAAGGGUUGGGUCCCCAUCGGAGAAAGAGGACCACUUUCAGUGUUGGGCAGUUGCUGGAGUUGGAACGGGUAUUUGCAGCUAGGCCGUAUCCUGACAUCCGCACCCGUGAGCAUCUGGCUCAGGUAACUCACCUUCCUGAAGCCAAGAUCCAGGUGUGGUUCCAGAACCGCCGAGCCAAGAGAAUCAAGGACAGAAAGCCAGGGGCCCUUAACACCAGGCUGGACCUUCCCCCGAACCCCUGUUCUCUUCCGGACACUCCCCAGCUACCUUGGGACCCUGGAACACCAAGCCAUCCUCUACACCUUACUAAUUCAGCUCAGCAGACUUCAGCAUGCCCAGCACAGAGCUCCUGCCUAGUCCCCACAUUGGGUCCAGGGCAGAGCUGGCCAGGGGCUAAAGCUGCAGCCCCACGGGGGACAAGCGGGGCUUCAGGGGUUCACUCUUCUUUAGAGCAAACUGUUCCUCAGACUUCCCUGGGCAAUCUGUCUGACCUGAUCUAUUCCUCAGCCAUCGUCACCAAUGUAGGCCACUCCUGA